CAUAAAUUCCCUCCUCUUUUUGUUUCUUUUCUCCACUUUUCUUGUACAAAAUAAUUUCCUAUUCUACAGCUUACUACUUCUGCUCAUAACGAUAUACAAUGAUUAAUAGUAAAAAGCGUGUCUCAUUGAACAGAAGAAUAUCAUCUUUACAUUUGGAACAGGACGCUAUGUUAUCCAAGCAAUGUAUUGGUAAUGACAACAGCAAUGUCAAUGAUGACUACACUCGUCAAUUGGCCGCUACUGCUUUAUCAGUGUCUCCUACUGCACUCAAAUUGAAAGAUUCGCCAACGGAAAAAAAUGUAAUGGAGAAGAAGCUUGAGUUCAUACCUCGCUUGUUGAAGUCGUCAUUACGAACACCCAAUAAGUCUGCUUCAGCGCCAUGCUCCCCUACUCAUUUAGCAACAUCCAAAACAGUUCAAUUUCAUCCUACUCGACUAGAACACAUUUGCUUAUUCAGAAAAGCCCAGACUCCAUCCGCUAUUAGCAGUAGGAAGCAGAUAUUUUGGGCUGACAAUAGUGAGGAUGAAGAAGAUGAAGACGACUCCUUAAGCAGCAGCAGUAGCAGUAGUGAUGAGGAUGAUGAGCAAAUACAAAUACAGGAACAAAAGACAGAGUUGGUUCAUGUCAAUUGGCCCUCUAAUCAUUUAUCAGAUAUCAUUGAUCGUAAAAAUAAAAUGGUACGCGUUGAGAAGAAUGGAAUAUAUUUAAGUGAUGAAAAAGAUCGUAUUAUUGGGAAAAUUGCCGUUCGCAACGUGGAUUACCAUAAGACUGUCAAUAUUCGAUACACCUUCGAUUUUUGGAACACGGUAAAUAACAUCGAAGCCCAAUUUCACGAAGGUCACAAGACAUUUGAUGUUUUUGUAUUCAACAUAUCUUUGCCAACAACAAAUACAACAACAAAUACAACCAUGUAUUUUGCAGUAAAUUACAAAGUCGGACAGCAAGAGUACUGGGAUAACAAUAGCAACCGAAAUUAUGAACUUCAAAUACUCAGACAAAACACAAACCGAUUGAAGAAGACACAGAACAAACCCAUCAUGAUGGCUACAACAACAGCAAAAAAGAAACCAUUUGAUUUAGACGAUAUAACCAAUAAGAAACUCACAAAGAACAAUACUGGGUUUUUGUCCAGAUAUGAUUUUACAAAAUCGAUUGAAUCAGCCAAAUCAACUAACAAGCCUACUUCAUCGGCUGCUAUGCAUACCUCCAACCAUAAUAUACCUGUAUUUAGAAAGACACCCUUCACUUCACCCACCACUCCUGUUUCGACAGUUCAAACAAGCCCCCUUAGCACCAGUGCUACUAUACCAGUUCCUAUUAGAAAUACUUCUUCCGCAGUGUCUCUGUCAUUGUCCAAUAGUCCCGCAAAUAACAACUUACAUUAUUCGACCUUCGCUGGUUCAACAAGUGCUUCGUUAUCAUCUUCUCCUUCUGCCACUACCUUUACUGACCUGAAUUCACAAUCCUAUUUGGAUUUGGUGAACAAGUAUUGCUUUUAUUCCACAAGUCCUAGCAGAUCCCCCAUGUCUAUUAAUGGUUAAAUAGAGCGUUUUUGUUGGUUUUUUCUUUUUCUGCAGUUUAGCUUUUAUUAUUCAUGUUUCUCUCCGCUUAACAUGUACUUUUGCUUUUUGUAUCAUUAA
This is a messenger RNA of Mycotypha africana, 1640 nucleotides long. Its product is annotated as putative phosphatase regulatory subunit-domain-containing protein. The transcript has a single exon. The coding region runs from base 99 to 1541 and encodes 480 amino acids. NCBI's taxonomy places the organism in Eukaryota, Fungi, Mucoromycota, Mucoromycetes, Mucorales, Mycotyphaceae. Gene Ontology annotation, biological process: regulation of glycogen biosynthetic process. Gene Ontology annotation, cellular component: protein phosphatase type 1 complex. The record is from RefSeq and is a predicted model, not a curated record. Gene Ontology annotation, molecular function: glycogen binding; protein phosphatase 1 binding.